Molecule: messenger RNA, 1652 nt
Organism: Cyprinodon tularosa
Lineage: Eukaryota; Metazoa; Chordata; Actinopteri; Cyprinodontiformes; Cyprinodontidae
Product: gastrula zinc finger protein XlCGF8.2DB-like
Exons: 1
Coding region: 109-1230 (373 amino acids)
Biological process (GO): regulation of transcription by RNA polymerase II
Cellular component (GO): chromosome
Molecular function (GO): chromatin insulator sequence binding
Source: RefSeq, a predicted model, not a curated record
CUCUAUGGACAGGAGAGGAAUUUCAGUUUGGACCAAGAGGAACCAGAAGCUCUGCAGAUAAAAGAAGAGCAGCAAGAACCAGAACAUCCCUGGACAAAAGAGGAAACCAUGGAGGUCCUCAUUAGUGAGCAUGAAGAGCAGCUUGUUCUGAAGCAAGAAACUGAAGUUACAGGAGAGGAAUUAUUCCAAUGUUUGCCAUGUGGAGAAAACUUUAUGAAACAAGAACUUUUAAUAGAUCACAUGAUAACUCACACAGAUCAGACGAAUAUUGAAUGUUUGUCCUGUGGAAAAAAAUUCACCUAUAAAUCUGACCUUGAUAAACACAUCAGAAUACACACAGAUUUGAGGCCUUUCAAAUGUCCGUCCUGUGGAAAGGGUUUCAGAACGAAAUCUCAUCUUAACAACCACAUCAAAAUCCACACAGGUGAGAAACCUUUCUCCUGUACAAUAUGUGGCAAACGUUUUACUGAAAAAAGUAGUUUGACUAAACAUGUGAAGAUUAAUUCGGGUGAAAGACCUUUUUCUUGCAAGACCUGUGAAAAAAGUUUCAUCUAUGAAUCUGACCUUAAUAAACACAUCAGAACUCACACAGGUGAGAGGCCUUUCUCCUGUACAACUUGUGGGAAACGUUUUAUUGAAAAAAGUAAUUUGACUGAACACCUGAAGACUCAUUCAGGUGAAAGACCUUUUUCUUGCGAGACCUGUGAAAAACGUUUCAUAUCCAGAUCUCACCUUAAUUACCACAUCAGAAUUCACACAGGUGUGAGGCCUUUCAAAUGCCUGUCCUGCGGAAACCGUUUCGCUUAUAAAUCUGACCUUAAAAAACACAUCCAAGUUCACUCUGUUGAGAAGAAAUUCAAAUGUCUGUCCUGUCCACACAGUUUCAAAAAGAAAUCUCUUCUUGAUAAACACAUCAGAACUCACACAGGUGAGAAGCCUUUCUCUUGUACAGUUUGUGGCAAAACCUUUAAUGAAAAAUGUAGGUUAACUGAACACAUCAGAAUUCACACAGGUGAGAAGCCUUUCACCUGUACAGUUUGUGGAAAAAGCUUUGCUGUAAAACGUAGUUUAACUGCACACAUGAUAACUCACACUGAUGAGAAACCUUUGUCCUGCACAAUAUGUGGCAAAAGUUUUACUGGAAAAACCUCUUUAAAUAAACACCUCAGAAGUCACACAGGUGAAGAGCCCGUCUCUCGUACAGUUUGUAGUAGCGAAAGUUUUGACUAACUUAACUAAACAUUUUCAUUCUUGACACAUGAAACUGAUCUUAAAGAGAUUUGUUUCUUCACAUAAGAAGUCACAGUAGUUAAGCCGUGGACUCACGGAAUCCAAUUCUUCCUCUGAUUAGAUUAGAUGAGCUUUAUUGAUCUCACAGCGGAGAAAUUCCCUGGUCACAUAUUGGCAUAGUAAUUGUACUAAACGACAGAAAAUCGUGUCUGAUGAAUUCAUGGCAUUUAGCGCUCAUUGAGACAACUUUCUGCAAAAGGACUUGUGUGGCUCCGACUAAGAUAGAUUCCAUGGCUAUUAGGGAUGGAACGGUUUUUGAAAACCGUCCGAACCGUUCGGUUCGACUGUCUCUGUUCGGUUUGCGUGUGUUUCGUUCGGUUCAUGCGCUGCUCCUUUUUCUCAUAGGCGAAGUGUUUACACUC